CUCUUUUUCAGCGAAGCCAAGCACAAAACAACCAACACGGCGACGAGGAGAGAAGAGACAGAGGAGCGGCCAUGGCGGAUUUGUUCGCAUGGCUACUCUCUUUCUUCUUCGUCAUCGGCGUUCUGGGUAUCAUUCUUUUCCAGCUCAUGUGCUUGGUUGACCUUGAGUCGGAUUAUGUCAACCCAUAUGAUUCUGCAUCUAGGAUAAACAAGGCUGUUAUGCCAGAGUUUAUUACUCAUGGAUCCCUGUGCUUAUUACAUCUUAUAACAGGGCAUUGGUUUAUGUUUUUGAUCUGUCUGCCAUACUCAUACUACAAUUUUAGACUGUACUCUAGGAAACGACAUUUGGUCGAUGUAACUGAGAUCUUCAAUCAACUUCCUUGGGAAAAGAAGCUACGAAUUUUUAAGCUUGUAUAUCUUGUUAUCGUCCUUUGUGUAUCCAUAUUCUGGAUGAUCUGGACCAUUGUGGAAUGACAUGAUUAAAAUAGACUGUGCUCAUGUGGACUUUUCUCAUUGUUGUUGUUGGUGACAAUGCUGAUUAAUCUUUCUGGUGAUUGUCAAUGGGUGAGAAAAAGAUUGAGAAUGAAAAUUUUACUCAGAAAUGACAAUGCUGAUUAAUCUCUCUGGGUUUCCAGGUUUUUGGUGAUUGUCAAUCUGAGAUAUUCUAAUAUUUGCUUUGGAUUGAGCCAGACUUCACACACACAUCGAAAUGACUCAGUUCUUUCAGAGAGACAACCCUUUGUUUUUUUUUUUUUUUAUUAAAUGAAGAAGAAGAAGAAGAAAUGUUGUACCUUAGUUAAAAUGGAGAUUCUGAAGGCUGCAGAAGUUGUGCUUUAGUGGAAAGUGAAGAGAAAAUGAUCAUUUGUGUCACUCUGUUGUAUUAACAAACAAAUUAAUAUUGUUCUUUCCUACUCA
This is a messenger RNA of Diospyros lotus (date-plum), 914 nucleotides long. Its product is annotated as protein cornichon homolog 4-like. Gene Ontology annotation, biological process: vesicle-mediated transport. The transcript is spliced from 5 exons. The record is from RefSeq and is a predicted model, not a curated record. Bases 72 to 473 code for a protein of 133 amino acids. NCBI's taxonomy places the organism in Eukaryota, Viridiplantae, Streptophyta, Magnoliopsida, Ericales, Ebenaceae.